UUGUAACAGCAUUUAUGACAAAUGAAUUAGUAAUCAAUAGAGUUUUGCUCAACCCAUUAAUUAUUAACAGGUAACAAUUAUAUAAAAGUCUCUGAAUUAUAAUGGUUAGUUCAUUCAAGUCUUAUUACUCAAACUAAUUGUGUAUCUUUAUUAACCAUCAAAAUGAAACUCUUACUUGCCUUCAUCACCCUUGUUAGUGUAGUGACAAUCAAUGCUAAGCCCAGCAAAGAACUAACCCCGUUCGAGCAUGAUAUCGUUAACUAUUCUGUAAACCGAACUAAGAGUUUCGAAGACAAUAUUCCUGAUUGGGAUGCAUCCGCCUCACUCCAGAAAAAUGUUCUAACCGUCGUUGGCAAAGCUUUCAAAUCUGGUACUAUUCCAUUCUGGAAUUCUGGUGCUGAUCUUAAGGUUAACCUUGUGUAUGCUCUUGAAGCUUUCCUUCGUUCACUUGAUAUCCAAGAUUUCGAUGAGACCAAAACCUUCAAAGAAAACGUUAACUUUGCUAUUGGUGAUUUCUUGAGAUCACUUCCUGUGAUUCCAUCAUGGUUCCCAAUUGAUUUCGUACAGAAGAAAAUGGUUAAUAAUGUUCUAGGUUCUUUUGAGAAUAUGAUCCCUGGAUUUGAUGUAAAUAAUUCAGUUGAUGACGAUGUUGUCGCUUGGGUUGAAACUUCAAUCUAUGAUAUUGACCCAUCAACUGAAUUGGAGGAUGCUGUUAACACUGCUUUCAAAAACGCUUUAGAUCUACUCUUACUAUUACCAGGAUUCAGCCCAUCAAAGACUCUUCAAGAAAAUGUCUCAAGAGUUAUCGAAAAUCUUUUACUUCUUGAAUGAUUUACAAAUUAUUAUACCAGUUUAACCAACGAUUUAGAUUUAUAAUCAAAGUAAUGACAAAUUCAAAUAAUUUUCAAUGGUUUUGAUUUCUUAAUGUAUCGAAUUUAUUGAUAAUAUUGAAUGAAAUAAACAAUUCUUAAUAACAAUGCA
Messenger RNA from Panonychus citri (citrus red mite), 981 nucleotides. RefSeq lists its product as uncharacterized. Bases 163 to 831 code for a protein of 222 amino acids. Lineage: Eukaryota; Metazoa; Arthropoda; Arachnida; Trombidiformes; Tetranychidae. The transcript is spliced from 3 exons. The record is from RefSeq and is a predicted model, not a curated record.